AAGUGAACCAGGAGUUUGUGCAACGUAUUAAAGCACUCCGUGAUAUCGAUACCCAGGAAGCUCCAGAUGAUUUCUUAAACGUUAUAAAUCGGUGGACCCUCGAGUCAGUCUCUGUGGUGGCUCAGGACAAGCAGUUGGGACUGCUCAAAGAGUCGGGCGAUAACGACCAGGCUGUGUUACUUUUCAAGUACCUGGACGAUUUUUUUGAAUUAACAGCCGAUCUGGAGAUGAAGCCCUCCAUCUGGCGUUACGUUAAAACACCCAAGCUAAUGAAGCUAAUGAAGUCCCUAGAUGGCGUUCAAGAAAUAACUUCAGCGUAUGUAGACGAAGCUAUAGAGCGUCUAGAGAAAGAGGCCAAGGAGGGUGUUGUCCGCCCUGAGAGCGAGCAGAGUGUACUGGAAAAGCUGCUCAAGAUCGACAAAAAGGUGGCGACGGUUAUGGCCAUGGACAUGCUAAUGGCCGGAGUGGAUACCACCUCAAGUACCUUUACAGCGGCCUUGCUGUGCCUUGCCAAGAAUCCGGAGAAGCAGGCCGUACUCCGAGAAGAGGUGAUAAAGGUUCUACCCGAGAAGGACUCCGAAUUCACUGAGGCAUCGAUGAAGAACGUUCCUAUCUACGUGCCUGCAUCAAAGAGUCACAACGGAUCUAUCCUUUGGUCAUCGGCAAUGGCCGAUUUCUCAAUUGGACAGCGUUUUGAGCAGAUAUGUAGUAGCCAGCACAAAAUAUAG
Drosophila miranda is the source of this 728-nucleotide messenger RNA. Its product is annotated as probable cytochrome P450 12a4, mitochondrial. Gene Ontology annotation, molecular function: monooxygenase activity; heme binding; iron ion binding. The transcript has 3 exons. The record is from RefSeq and is a predicted model, not a curated record. NCBI's taxonomy places the organism in Eukaryota, Metazoa, Arthropoda, Insecta, Diptera, Drosophilidae. The coding region runs from base 228 to 728 and encodes 166 amino acids.